Molecule: messenger RNA, 1743 nt
Organism: Mytilus trossulus (common blue mussel)
Lineage: Eukaryota; Metazoa; Mollusca; Bivalvia; Mytilida; Mytilidae
Exons: 3
Coding region: 16-390 (124 amino acids)
Source: RefSeq, a predicted model, not a curated record
ACUAAUUUAAUAAACAUGACCCGAUCGGGAAGUCGCACAAAGUUUGAAAAGCUUAAGACGAAACCAAAAAUGUACAACACAAAUAUUGUAAUGGGUAGCCAAAAAGAAAACGAAGAAAAGAAAAAAGCAAAAUGUGAUAUGUUAGCUGUUUAUAUGCCAGAUGAAGACAUCCAAAGUCAGUUAAUGACAAUGAAAAAAACCUCUCAGGAAUGUAUAGACUAUCGGAGUUAUCUCCCUGUAUACCAACCAACAACAAUGCCUUUUCGAAAUGACCUGAAAAAGCACAAACACAGAAAAAUAUUACUGGGAAUAUUAUUUGCAUCAAUAAUAGUUCUGUUCAUGGCACUUGGAGGAACAAUAGGAUACGGCGUAUACAAGGGAAUGUUCUAAGAGUUCACCCAUUAAAAAUGGAGGCCUUAUAGCGAUAGGUUGCAGUUUACCUGCUGCCAUGAAAGACUAUAGAAGUUGAUGAACAUUGAAACAUUGCUAGCAGAGUUGGUGCUUCUAUAUGUUAAACAAAACGAUGCAAAAACCAAGGUUGUUCAAAAACUAUAAAAGUGCCUUUUGCGGAUAUAUUUUUUGAUACAAAUACAUUUUUUACCCAUUUUUAUAAACUGCUUUAUUUUCAAUUGUAAACUGUCUUUACGUACAACUUCUAUAUGUUCUAAUUAUGUUUUGUAUGCAAAUCGACAGUCUUAGUCUGAAAAUUCCUUAUAAAAGGUUGAAGUCACACUUUUAUGGUAAUUUGAAAUUACAAAAAGGAAUGGAUACAAAACCUUGAUGUACAACGUAAAUUACAUUCAUCAUAAAAUACUAAAGUAACAUAGCUAUCAGUGGACACUCACAAGAUUGCUAACAACUAUUGUUACGCAUAUACAUGUAUGACAGGAACCCAGGUUGAUAUAGGGUUCAUUAUUGAGGUUGAUUGUGCAAUGACACUGAAUAUAAACUAUUUAUGGAUGUUGAUCAUGGAUUCUGAAAUAGAUAAGGGAGCAAAAUGGCAACUUCAAAAGUGGGACUUGUUAAAAGUCUAUGCAUUAACUAAAUAAUAUGUAUUUAGCCCUUCCGGGCACCUCUUGUUAAAAGUCUAUGCAUUAACUAAAUAAUAUGUAUUUAGCCCUUCCGGGCACCUCUUGUUAAAAGUCUAUGCAUUAACUAAUAAUAUGCAUUUAGCCCUUCCGGGCACCUCUUGUUAAAAGUCUAUGCAUUAACUAAAUAAUAUGUAUUUAGCCCUUCCGGGCACCUCUUAUUUCCAUAUAUCCGUUUUUCUCUGAAUUCUCAUUUUUAAAGUUUGACAAUCAAAGAUUGGUUAUCAACACCAUACGGCGAUGAACAACCAAAAGAAAGAUCAAUUAUUUUGUGUUGUAAAAUUAAAACUGUAAAUAAGCAGUGUAUAUCCCGUCCGAGCUUAUGAUAUCAUGACCAUGCUGGAUCUUUUUCAUACCAUUUGUACACACAAUUUAUUAUGAUCACGUUUUUUAAAAACACAUUUUCUUUUGAUUUCAAAGCUCUUUUGUUGUGUAAAUUCGGGAUGUAUCUUAAAGAUACAUGUUAUUUUAUGUGGAUAUCGCAACUUGUGUGUAUAUGUGUGCUAAGAAGGUUGUACAACUAUAUAUUAGAGAGAGAAAGAGAAAGAGAGAGAUUGGGAUGAGUACAUUUGUUGUCUAUUAUAUAUGAGCUGGCGUAGAAAGAAAAACAAGAGAGAUAGGCAGAACGAGAGACUUCUACGAUCAACAUUGUUUA